Molecule: messenger RNA, 3343 nt
Organism: Caenorhabditis auriculariae
Lineage: Eukaryota; Metazoa; Nematoda; Chromadorea; Rhabditida; Rhabditidae
Source: the annotation of a GenBank genome assembly
AUGGUCUUUAGGAUCAAAAUAGCCCCUGCGCCUACGCCGGUAACUUCUGUGCCGAAAACAACAGGUGACUCAAAACCAACGGUAUCCUCGAAAUCACUUCAGUUCUCACUCUAAUUGUAUCCCUGUUGCCAGAAAAAAAAACUAUUUUCUUAAACAAAGUCGUUUCAUCCAAGCCCAAUUUGAAAGUAAAGGAAAUUUUUCAACAAAUUGGGCGCAAGAAGCACAUCUUCAACACAUCUCUCAAAGCCAAAAGCUCAAAUUUCUCUAAAACAGUUUUUAGCGCUAAAAGAAUUUGUUUAAAUUUCGAAAAAAAAAAUACAAAUAUAGUUAGUUUUUCCCCGAAUUGACAAGGGUAACGCAGAGUUACGCCCACCUCCCCUCGGAAAAUGUUUUUCUGCGUUUUAUUCUUUAAAGCAAAAAGGAAAAAAAAUAAAAUAUUUCCCAAUUAUAUGUAAUCGACAUCGCUUAACACAUCGAGACAAAUUUUGAAGCUCUUAUCGUCUUUUGUGUUUUUGGACGGAUUUUCAAAGCUAAAAUCACAAAAAAACGACGAAACGCGUUGCGUACGCGACGCGGCUUUUUGCAGGUAACCCGAGAUCAUGAAAAAAACAAAACGAUCAACCCAAGGAUUGACUCUACAACUACUCAUUUUUUUUUCAGCUAGUGUGACUUUUGAAGCAAAAAAUACGAGUAAAGUUCAACCUGAAAAAACGACUUCGAAAACACUCGUUUCAAGUACAGUUCCGACAAUAUCUCGUAAUGAUAAUUUCGGUUAAGCUGUGAAAAGUAAACCAGUCUCCACUAAGAAAAGCUCGAAAAGGCCGACUGGAACGACUACGAAAUCGAGUGUUACUCCGACCGGUGCUUCAGUUCUGCUGUGGGAACAAAAAUUAGUCUUGUAACAGGUUCUUCAAGAAAUGAGACGGAUACCACUCGAACCUUCGGAAACACCAGCAUUUCCCCUAUCAACACAACUGUCGAUGCAACUACGUUUAAGCUGCAUACCAGUACCGCUCCUGGGAGCUCAUCGACAGACGAAAGUGAGUAUAACUUUCUCCAACUACUAGAUCUCCUUUCAGCCUACACGAGCAUGACAAGUACACCGUACUUUCCGUCGAGCACCACUUCUGAGACCCAUUCGAGCCGUUCAAACACGCCGAACGUAGCCAUUACAACUGUUUCUCGUCGGAACCGUCUAAACCCACGGCGAAGACAAGAGACUUCUCCUUCGCAUCGUCAAAACAAAGAGUGAGAGCCAAAAAAGACUCAAGUAAAGUCGGAAUGUUGGAUGAAGUCCGCUAAAAGGGAGAGGGUCAAAAAAGGUCGCAAAAAGAGUCCCUUUAUCAAGCCACACCAGUUCAGACCUACAGGGACUCGUCCGGUUUUCUCUGUGCCGUCUCUGCUGGUAGACCAUUUUUGACCACUUUUUUCUAUUCAAUAAAAUAAACACCAAUAUUUUCGACAUUAAUAGAUAAAAAAAUUUCAGAAAAAAACGGGUUUUUACUCAUUAAGGACGGAUUUCUCAAAUUAGCCCAUUUUUUCAAGACUUAAUUAAUAAAACUAAAAUUUCAUCUUUGAAGUUUCUAAUUGUGUUUUUCUUCAAUUUAGUCUAUUUUUUCUCACAAAAAACUCGUUAUUAACGGAGAUAUCGUCCGAAAACGGCGAUUGGUGCAUACACAAUUUAAACCUACAAAAAAUAUGUGAAAUAGUCGAUGCUUACAGUCGGUCAAAUUUUUCUUUAACAUUUUCUGAUGCAUAAUUUGAUAUUGAAGAUAAAUGAGCAAAUAUUGCCUCUUUCUCUUUUUUUAGCUUCAAAAAAUUUUUUUGUUGAUUUAUAAAAAAAUUUGGCAGUAUGUAAAUUUUUCGUCAGCGGUGAAUGCACAAGAAACAUCUUAUUUGACGACUUUUUUGGUGGGGUUUUUUCCACCUUUUCCGACUUUGCCUUUGAAUAAACUUUGGAUUUUCAAAAAAAAAAGCUUACAGAGGCGAUAGCAAGAGUUAUUUCACCGAAACAUUGUGAGUUGACUCCAAACAAUGAUUCUUGAAAAUCAAUUGUCAGACGAACUUUUGGCCUAGUGGCCCUGGUAGCGUUGACGGUGCUGGUGGUGGUGGGUCUCUUCGCGCUUUUAGUGGCUUAUUUCCGUCGCUCCAAGGCCGAGAAGAAAGCCCAAAAAACGGCGGAAAUAAUGAAAAAGAAGCCGAAAAAGGUUUUUCUAGUGAAGUCUCGAGAGCAUUCCUCUCUUCAGAAUCAUCGUCGAGCCUCAGUUCUCCCGAAGAGAAGACACAACCAUGACCACGACGUGCCAGUUCCCAAAACACCUACGCUAACUGGUCAAUUGGGCAAGUCUUUUCUAGGAUUAACCUUGUAAAUAUUCGAGUGCAGUUCAAAACAUUGGAGAGAUGGGCGACGCCAACUUGCUCGCUCUUUCUAGAAGCGAGAUGCCCAACGAGGGAUUGGAUCAGGAUGAAGUGAGUUCUUGGAAAAGAAGGGCAGCCGGAGUUUAGAUCGGGUUUAGGCCUAAAUUGAAUGCCUCGGUGGGACUCUAAAACGAGAUUGAAGCCUAAGAAAAACUUAUAAAAUUUUCUUAGGAAUUUCAGAGUGGUCCCUAUAGAGGUUAGGGGGAAAACAGUCCCUAUUGAGGACGAAAAAGUGGUCCUUAUAGGGUAAAAUCAAGGUGGUUCGUACAGGGGUUUAGACUCUGACCCUUUAGCCCCUAAAGUUUGUGGUCCCUAUAGGGGUCUUUCAACUUCAUUUAAAAAACGCUUAAUUUUCCGCAUAGGAAAAAAAAUUAAUUUUUCGCAUAGAAAGCUUCUUCUCAUGGAGUACAUAAAACUUAUGGAUUAGCAUUUCCCCUAUAGGGACCGCUUUUGAAAGCUUUAGGGGCCCCUAUAGGGGUUGGUCAAGUCGUCCCGAGAGGGGACACCCCUAAGUUUGCCCCUAUAGAGACCACUUCGGAGUUCCUAAGUUCUGUACCACCUUUUUCGUUCCUGAGAAUACACGCAAACCCGAAUCAAACUCCGAGAAGCCCCUUAGAAGAUCCUCAAGAGGUUCUUUCCAACUGAAUAAAUUCUCAGAAAGAGGAAAAGAGCAAGAAAGAAGUCAAGAUCGUGGAAUCGGCUUCUUCACCUAAACAAGACAUCACCACAAGAAACGACGACUUGCACUUUGUCUGUCUUUCUUGAUCAAGAACGAGUAAAACUCACGAAUUUCAGAGCAGAAGAGGUGAACGAGUGUUCCUACGUUCCGACGAUGACAUUGUAAUCGAAAAAGUAAUUGGAGAAAGUUUAUAGGGUAGGGAAAUUAAGUGAGUUUCAGGAACGAGAAGAUCAAAUAACACGAUGA